Penicillium pulvis is the source of this 1149-nucleotide messenger RNA. Its product is annotated as TatD family hydrolase. The record is from RefSeq and is a predicted model, not a curated record. NCBI's taxonomy places the organism in Eukaryota, Fungi, Ascomycota, Eurotiomycetes, Eurotiales, Aspergillaceae. The coding region runs from base 1 to 1149 and encodes 382 amino acids. The transcript has a single exon. Gene Ontology annotation, molecular function: hydrolase activity, acting on ester bonds.
AUGUCAACCGACCAUGAUUUCCCCUGGGAUAUCGGCAUCUACGAUGCCCAUUGUCACCCCACAGACACAAUGGCCUCCAUCGCCAGCAUCCCCAACAUGAAGGCCCGCUCACUGACCGUCAUGGCCACACGAGGAGAAGACCAAAACCUAGUACAACAAAUCACACAAUCUAUAAAUUCUCAAGAAUCAUCCGAGGCAUUAGACCGGAUAGUUCCCUGCUUUGGAUGGCAUCCAUGGUUCUCGCACCAGAUCUUAGACGACACCCCUCAAUCGUCCAAUAUAAAUUCGCAAGACAUAUCUACAGAACAGAAAGAAGCACAUUAUACAGCAGUCUUGACACCGUCUCCAGCCGAAGAUCCAGACUUCUUGAAGUUUUUACCAACUCCAAAGCCCCUCUCCAAGCUUAUCGCCGAGACAAGGGAGAGACUGAAAUCAUCUCCCUAUGCCCUCGUCGGAGAGAUAGGUCUGGAUAAAUCAUUCCGACUCCCCAGUGCCUGGACAACACAGGAACUAGACAAUCGCGAUGACCAGAUCACACCUGGAUCUCGGGAGAACCGACGACUCUCCCCAUAUAAAGUGAAAACGGAGCAUCAGAAAGCAGUGCUUGGAGCCCAGCUCCGGCUUGCGGGGGAGAUGCAGCGGGCGGUCUCGGUGCACAGUGUACAAGCACACGGGGCCGUGUUCGAUACAUUAAAGGGAUUAUGGGCUGGACAUGAAAAGGUUGUCAUGUCGCGACGGGAUAGAGAGAAGCGUAAGGAUGCGGAGGGGGCACUUUCAGAAGAUGAGGAUGCUGGAGAUGAACAUACAUCCUCGCCGCUGCCGUUUCCUCCGCGCAUUUGUAUGCAUUCUUACUCUGGGCCUGUAGAGCCUCUUCGGCAGUUCUUGAACAAGACGAAUCCGUCUGAUGUUUACUUCUCUUUCUCAUGCUUGAUUAACUUCUCCGGGGCAGGGGCUGGGAAGGUUAUUGAUGUGGUCAAGAUGUUACCGGAGGACCGUAUUUUGAUUGAGAGUGAUCUUCACACUGCGGGGCCGCAAAUGGAUGAUCUACUGGAGCAGGUGGCUCGUCAAAUUUGCGAAGUGCGUGGCUGGGAGUUACGGAAGGGUGUUCAGCAACUUGCGGAUAAUUGGAAGCGGUUUGUGUUUGGUUGA